Messenger RNA from Saimiri boliviensis boliviensis (Bolivian squirrel monkey), 6446 nucleotides. RefSeq names its product H2.0 like homeobox (gene HLX). The record is from RefSeq and is a predicted model, not a curated record. NCBI's taxonomy places the organism in Eukaryota, Metazoa, Chordata, Mammalia, Primates, Cebidae. Gene Ontology annotation, molecular function: DNA-binding transcription factor activity, RNA polymerase II-specific; sequence-specific DNA binding. Gene Ontology annotation, biological process: regulation of DNA-templated transcription.
GAGAGAGAGAGAGAGAGAGACAUGUAUAUAAAGUGGUAUAUCUUAGUAAUGAGGGAAGAAAAAUAUGUGAGAAUAUGUGAGAAGCCCUGUGAGAGGAAAGGGCAAAUGGGAUCAGCGCCAAAAGGCUGUCUGAGGCUUUGGAGCAAGACCUGUGGCUAAGUUCAAGGGCAGGGCCACAGCCAAAUAAAGGGCUGGCCACCUGCAAGUCUGCCACAUCUGGGAAAUGGAUAAAAGGAAAAAGAAUAAAUCAAAUAGCUAUGGAUGCUUGCAGUCCUUGGCAUUAUUUGCUUUUCCCACCCCACAGCAAAGUCCGACUCUUCCCCAAAACGCAGAAAUUCUAGAAUAACUCGAAGGUCUCCAAGAAAAAAGAGUUGUGUCCUACUUAGAAUAGGCCAAGUAUGUGUGUGGGGGUGUGGGGGGGUAUGUCUAUAGGGGGUCAUUAGGAUCCUAAUCUCUAGUAUCUGGCACCCACAAAGGACAGAACUCCCAUAUCCACCGCUAAGUAUGACUCCUGGGCCCAGUGGUCCAUAAAUCUCCAGCUGGUGGAAAGAUAGGCACAAUAUACACAGAUUCCCACAUUGCUGCAAAUUUCUCGAAUUCUCAAGUACUUGGAUAAGCUAUGUUUCUUUUUCUUUCUGAUUGUAAAUAUUUAAUUAUUUCCACCUCUUUUUGAAGCCAGUAGGUAUGAUGUUUGCAAGAACAUUUGAAAUUAAGGGGAAAGGAGUUCCCAAGUCCACAGAGCAACUGCCUUGCACAUUAUUUUGCCCAGUAUGUACAAGAAAAAGCAAAACAGAGAGCAGAUAUAGCCAGUUCAAGCUCUUGCAGAGUUAUAAUAUGCAAAGUCCAACAUUCCCGAUAAUUGGCCUGUGCUAAGUGUGGAACUGUGUCUCUUGUUUUGGGACAAAAAUCUGCACUGGUAAUUUAAAUAUGGAGGCUUCAAAGACGGAGAACCCAAGGAUGUUGAAACCCAUCUCUUGCCUCAGUCUUUGUAUAAGGUCCCUUUUAAAUCCUAAAUCCCCAUAAGCCAUAUUGUUACAUUGUAAAAUGUAACUUUCUCUGAUCUUAUCCAUUCCCAGUAUGGUGAGAUCGUCUUUGGCUGCGUCUAACUAGGAAAAAUGAAAGGGUGAGUUGAAAGCAUUAAAGACAGCAGUCAGAAUGAUCAGAAAACCCAGCCAAUGCAGCCUUUUCCACAAAAUGAGGCCACAGUUAGCGUCUCCGCUGUGUAGACCAAGCUCAAGUUAAUUCGGUUUAGCCAGGCCUUUUUCUUUCCUACUAGAGCCUCAACCCCAAUGGCUACCAGGACCUGGGGAGCUCGCCUCUGCCCUCAGGACCUCCCUGCCCGGCUCAAUAGCUCUGGACCAGUUCAUUUCGCCACAGCCCGGAGCCGCUCGGAAAGCAAAGAUUAAAGGGGAAAGUCGCAGCUGUAUAUUUAUAUUUUCAUUGCUAGAAGGGAAUUGAUUUCCGCGCAUUUAUUUUGGUAGUUGUAAUACACAAGGGCGGAUUUGCGUCACCCGAGCAACUUGCCGGUGGAGAUAAAGUUGCACAAAUAUUGAAAGGGGAAGUGCUAGGAGUCAUUAUAGAGUUUUUCUCCGGAAGAAAUAAGGAUUUCUGCAGUAUCCUAAAAUACUAAGGCCGCUUCUAUUUUGAGACCAAUCUCGCAGGCACAUCCGCUCAUUUAGUCCGAGUUUGAGCCCAUCAAAAACAGGAGAUGACCUGAACUCCGGCGAGCCCAGGGUUUCCUGCUGCUUUCUUGAUUCUAAAGUGCGGGGAGUGAGGAGGGCGGGAGUCUGCGGGCUCAGAACUGGGCGAAGGGCCUGAAGGGGCCAGGCUUGGGCCUGGGGAAGGGGUAAAGGGGGCGACGGGGGUCGCUCCAAAGACUUGUUUUUCGCGUUUGCCUCCGGGAGCUGGAAUUAAGGCCUCGGAUGGCGCCGAUGCGGUUGCAAGGAAGCAGAGGGCCUGGGAGAGCAAGGGGUGCGCUGGCGAAGUUGCCGCUUGCAAUCCAGCAGCUGGCCUGGCGGAGAAAGGGAGGCUAGCGACGCGAAGAGUCGGCGGCCCUCGGGGCCUAGCUUUCGCCACGUCUACCCAACGCUCCGGGCCUUGAAUCUCUGCAGGUGCGAGUUGCGGGCGCCUCAGGGAACCCCGAGGUCCCGCGUUUCCCCGGGUCUGCGUCCCGUGCCCAACCCAGAGCUUCGCAAACCUUGGAAAGGAUGAAAGCGGGUAGGGGAGUCUUAUUUCUUAAGAGAGAAGGUGAGGGCGCGCGGCGCCGCCUCCGGUAAGGAGUAAAGGCACCUCUUUCACAACUGUGAGUUUGGGCUUAGGCCGACGUCUAAAUGUUUGCAGUCAAAUUAGAAUCACAAUCAAACUGGAAGUAGCACUAGAAAGGAAAACGCUCAUGGCCUCCCCUACGCACGCUCCCACCGAAGGCUCGCCAGAACCCUCAGCCAGCGCCUUAAGUGCCCUUGUACUUCUUGCUCCUUUGCCUUCAGCUUGACCCAAAAGCACUGGUCUUAUUAUGCCUCUCGCCCCAGGGGCCCCUACCUUCACCCAAACAUACCCAUCUAUCUCUGGAAAUAACACCUCUCUCCUGGCUGCCUGGAGCAGGGGAAGAAAACCUUUCAGGAACUGGAGCUGGAGAGCGGGAGAGCUGGGGGCGGGAGGAGGAGGAGAGAGAGAGGGAAAGAUCUCCGUGCUGGCAGAUCGGAAGUGAUUGAUAAUUUUCCAGGAAAAAGUCAAAAGCUUAAAAGGAUAGCAUCUGCAUCAAGGGGCUAGAGAAGCCACCAGAAAUUAAUUUUCUAAGCCCAAAUCCUGAACUCGAGAUAGGCAUGGCAAGUUCACUUGCCUUUCCGGGUUUAUUCGGUGAGGAGCCUUAGUGUUGAAGGGAAAUAAAAAUGCCACAGAAUCUCUGUUAGGAGAUGCUUAUUAGGGCAAUCGAAAACAAAAGAUUUCGUGGUUUCAUUAUUGCUAUUAUUUUAUUUUCUUCCUGAAAAUGUGCAAGAACAGCUCAUCCGGGUGGCCUGUGGUUUGUUUGGGAGAGGGGUGGGGAAAUCCAUUCUGACUGUAAUUUAAAAGAGAACGAAUUCUUAAAAUAGAGAUGUUGAUGUUGCACAACCCCCCACUCCCCCAACCACUAUCACCACCCUGUGUUCUAAGACCCAAGGCACGAUUGGAAGACGUUGACCACCACUGCAGCUCCUCCUGCGACCAGGCUCAAGGGGUUCCCGGGGAAACCGUCACAGAAUUGAAAGCGGUAUUGAACCCCACGGAAAUCUGCUCUUGCGGGCACUUGCAAAACAACGAACCCCACGUGAUCUGGAGAUGUGGUGGAGGAGGGAGGCUAACAUUUUCUACAACGUGCUGCAAAGGAGGGAACGAGCGUGCCCCUCUCCCGGGUUUCGGGAGGCAGCCUGUUUUGUAGUGUCUGAGGCUCGGGGGAAAGGUUUGGCUGGGUCUAAGGGAGACGUCUGGAGCCAUCCAUCUUAUUUUGUUUGAAAAGUCAGUCGUUCAAGUUGUCACUGUGUGACAGCUCAGAAGAAAACUAAUUUGCGGCCGCCCCUCCUCCUCGCUUUGCCGAGGAUCUCCCGGGAGGCACGGGGCGGACGCGGUGCUGAGUUGGGCCGGGACUCAGGGCCGCAGCAUUCGGGCAGGGGCCCAGGAAAAUGGAGGGCUUUGCCGAGGACACAGACUCCUGUAAUAAAAGCAGAAUGAGGCCAAGAGGAGGAAAGCGAAGGGGCCAAAAGCGCGCUCCGCUCUCCACCGGGAGGCGGGCUUUACAUCGCCCUGAAGCACCAGAUAACUGUUCCUUUCCCACUACCCCGACUCGCCCCGGGCGACAGGCGCUUCAGGAAAGCCCCUGUGACCAGCUCUCCUUGCCCCAUGGCGGUUUGGAGCUGCAGAAGUUAGAAGACAGUCAGCCCUCCGGAGUGGCUGCCUGGCCCCUGCGCAGAGGAGCAAGACGCGCUGCGCUGUGCCCUGCUAAGUCCACGCGGCCACAGCAAACAGUUUGGCGUGGUCGGGGCGUGGCUCGGGCCCGGCCACGCCCCUCGCUCCUAAUUCCCCACCACUCCCGGCUCCCAUUGGUCACGAGGAUGGCCAAUGAGCGCUCGGAUCGAGGUCCUACCCCGGGCCUGACUCGAAAGCUCCUGCCAAAACUUUGGGAGUUUUUAGAGACGAGUUUUUUUUCUAUUACUUCUCUCCCCCACCCCCCCACCCCCAACUAACGGAUUAUUAUUGUUGUUGUUUUAAAUUUAGCUCUUAGGGCUUAGCUGUUUGGGUUUUCUCGCGGUGUCCGGCUCCCGUCUCCCCGGCUCCCCGCCCGCCCUGCGGCCCCAGCGCCCCUCGCCAGCCUCCAGCCCGCGAGGAGUGAGUGCGGGCGCCGCGCCGCCUUUAAAGCGAGGCCAGGGAGCGGGGCGGUGAGCGGCGGAGAUCGGCCCUCGCCUCCUCCCUCGGCGGCGCUCGGGCUCCCGGCCUCUCUUCUCCGGUGCGGGCGGAGAAGCGAAAGCAGAUCGUCCUCGGCUGCGGCCGCUUCUCGCGGACUCGCGCGCCGGUCCCCGCGCGCCCACCCACUCGGUUCCGCCGGCCUGCGGCAGCCGCGCGGCUCACCCCGCCAGGAUGUUCGCGGCCGGGCUGGCUCCCUUCUACGCCUCCAACUUCAGCCUCUGGUCGGCCGCCUACUGCUCCUCGGCCGGCCCGGGCGGCUGCUCCUUCCCCUUGGACCCCGCCGCCGUCAAGAAGCCCUCCUUCUGCAUCGCAGACAUUCUGCAUGCCGGCCUGGGGGACCCCGGGGCGGCCCCGGAGGGCCUGGCAGGGGCCUCGGCCGCCGCCCUCACCGCGCACUUGGGCUCGGUUCACCCGCACGCCUCUUUCCAAGCGGCCGCCAGAUCCCCGCUUCGACCCACCCCAGUGGUGGCGCCCUCCGAAGUCCCGGCUGGCUUCCCCCAGCGGCUGUCUCCGCUCUCCGCCGCCUACCACCACCAUCACCCGCAGCAACAACAGCAGCAGCAACAGCCGCAGCAGCAACAGCCACCGCAGCAACAGCCCCCGCCUCCGCCCCGGGCCGGCGCCCUGCAGCCCCCGGCCUCAGGGACGCGAGUGGUCCCGAACCCCCACCACGGCGGCUCGGCCCCGGGCCCCUCCAGCAAAGACCUCAAAUUUGGAAUUGACCGCAUUUUAUCUGCAGAAUUUGACCCAAAAGUCAAAGAAGGCAAUACGCUGAGAGAUCUCACCUCCCUGCUAACCAGCGGGCGGCCCGCUGGGGUGCACCUCCCAGGCCUGCAGUCCUCCGCCGGCCAGUUCUUCGCUUCUCUAGAUCCCAUUAAUGAGGCUUCUGCCAUCCUGAGUCCCUUAAGCUCGAACCCAAGAAAUUCAGUUCAGCAUCAGUUCCAAGACACGUUUCCAGGUCCCUAUGCUGUGCUCACGAAGGACACCAUGCCGCAGACAUACAAGAGGAAGCGCUCAUGGUCACGGGCUGUCUUCUCCAACCUGCAGAGGAAAGGCCUGGAGAAAAGGUUUGAGAUUCAGAAAUACGUGACCAAGCCAGACCGAAAGCAGCUGGCUGCGAUGCUGGGCCUCACCGACGCACAGGUGAAGGUGUGGUUCCAGAACCGCCGGAUGAAGUGGCGGCAUUCCAAGGAGGCCCAGGCCCAAAAGGACAAGGACAAGGAGGCUGGGGAGAAGCCAUCAGGUGGAGCCCCGGCUGCGGAUGGCGAGCAGGACGAGAGGAGCCCCAGCCGCUCUGAAGGCGAGGCUGAGAGCGAGAGCAGCGACUCCGAGUCACUGGACAUGGCCCCCAGCGACACCGAGCGGACUGAGGGGGCUGAACGUUCUCUGCACCAAACAACAGUUAUUAAGGCCCCGGUUACUGGCGCUCUCAUCACCGCCAGCAAUGGUGGGAGUGGUGGGAGCAGCGGCGGCGGCGGCAGUUUCAGCUUCGGCAGCGCCAGCAGCCUCAGUAGCAGCAGCACCGGGGCCGGUUGCGCUAGCAGCCUUGGCGGCAGCUGCGCAUCGGAGCUUCUCCCUGUGCCACAGCCCACAACCAGCGGCGCUCCCAAAAGCCCCGAGCCAGCCCCAGGCGCGCUUGGCGGCUUAUAGACUGGACUAGGGAGGAUGGGAUCUGGGCCUUGCGUGCAGUCACCCAGCCAUGGGCUGGGUUUUGUACUGACUGUGAGUGUUGGCGGCUUGGCAGGGCAGGAGACGCAGCGUGGAGUAUAUAGCUCCCGGCAUUCACGCUUCGCCUCACAUGGCUCCAGCAGGCUGCAGCGGACACUGCCCAGAGCGGAGGGAAGUUGCGGUGUCCCCCUAGCCAGCAGAACACUUCUCUCUGGAAGCAAGCUGGUUAAACUGUGAAGUGUUUGACUAAACUGUUCCUCUGACUCGCCCCAGGGGUCGUGGCUCCAAGGCAUUUAAGACGCCUUAAACUUGUAAAUAAAAAGUUUACUACGGUUUGUAAA